Molecule: messenger RNA, 322 nt
Organism: Uranotaenia lowii
Lineage: Eukaryota; Metazoa; Arthropoda; Insecta; Diptera; Culicidae
Product: mitochondrial import receptor subunit TOM7 homolog
Exons: 2
Coding region: 124-288 (54 amino acids)
Biological process (GO): protein import into mitochondrial matrix
Cellular component (GO): mitochondrial outer membrane translocase complex
Source: RefSeq, a predicted model, not a curated record
CUGUUAACCAAAACAAAGCCGAAAACGUGCGUUUGACAGGUUCAAAAUUCAGAAUUCGGCUUAUCGAUUUCUCGCGUUUUCUGCAUUCGUGUUUUAAACUAAAUUGUAUUUCACACAUCAACGAUGGCUCUGUCUCCCGGUGCAAAGGAACGACUGGGCGUUGUGUUCGAAAUCGUCAAAACUACCUUCCAUUGGGGAUUCAUCCCGGGAGUUCUGUACCUUGGGUUCCGAAAAGGAUCCGAAGCGGGAGCGCCGCCCUUGUCCGUGAUGAGUUUGUUGUGGCAAUAAGCUGUUUAGAAUAAAAAUGAUGUAAUUACUCGUA